CAGAAGAAGACACAAAAUGCUAGCAGGUUGGCAGUGUUAGCUUGUAUUCAGAGGACGGUAGUGUUUUGUUGGGGCGUUUGUGAGGUUUUUUGGACAGAAAGGACGAUACGUGGUUCGUGUGGGAACUCUCAGCAUUUUCCAAAGUGUCGUAAAUGAGUGAAGAAGUGUUGAACGGAAAGACAACGUGGAUUGCUGUGAUUGUGAGACUAGCAGAUGAUCGGAGCUGCAGUGAAGAGGACGGCGGUGUUUGUGGGAGUUGGAGCUGAAGAUUCGGAGCAGCUGCAGCAACCAUGCCUUCCCUUCAGCCUCUGAGAGAGUUGAUCAGCGAGCGACUAGCUGCUGCAGCUGAAGAAAUCUUCAGACUCUGUGAAGGAACCAUCGUCCAGUACGAGCAGGAGCUCUGUCGUCAUCGCAGACUGCAGGAUCAUGUCAGCUGGAACCCGCAGCUUCAACUCCAUGUUGCAGUCGUCCCGCAGCAUUAUGUGACUGAAAAGGAUUUCUGCAACCAGCACAGGAAUAUCAGAGGGGAACAGGAAGAACCAGAACCUCCACAGAUUAAAGGAGAACCGGAGGAACCAGAACCUCCACAGAUUAAAGGAGAACCGGAGGAACCAGAACCUCCACAGAUUAAAGAGGAACCUGAGGAACCUCCACAGAAUGAGAAAGGAGGAGGACCUGAACCUCAACAGAUUAAAGAGGAACCUGAGGAACCUCCACAGAAUGAGAAAGGAGGAGGACCUGAACCUCAACAGAUUAAAGAGGAACCAGAGGAUUUUAAACAGGAAACUGAAACGUUGAUGGAGAUUCUUACCUAUGAAGAAAAUGAGAACAGUGAACCAGAUCUAAACAAUCUGCUGUUUUAUAAUGUAACUGAUAGUCAGGAUGAAAAAUCCAAUUCAAUUACAGAUGAAGCAUUAGACCAACAGAACAUAGAGCAGAAGAUCCAAAGAAUCUGUAAAGAAUGUGGCAAAAGUUUUGGUCACUUGUCUAAAUUCAGAUUUCACAUGAGAAUCCAUAAAAAAGGGAAAGCUUUUGCCUGUAAAGUAUGUACGAAAAGUUUUAGUAAAUUGACUAAUCUCCAAUCACACAUGAUAACUCACACAGGAGAGAAGUAUUUUUCUUGUAAGGAAUGUGACAGAGGUUUUAGUCGAAUAUCUAAUCUCAAAACACACAUGAGAACUCACACAGGAGAAAAGCCUUUUUCUUGUAAAGAAUGUGACAAAAGUUUUAGUCGAAUAUCUAAUCUCAAAACACACAUGAGAACUCACACAGGAGAGAAGCCUUUUACUUGUAAGGAAUGUAAUACAAGUUUUAGUCACAUAUCUCAUCUUAAAAGACACAUGAGAACUCACACAGGAGAAAAGCCUUUUCCGUGUACAGAAUGUGAUAAAAGUUUUAGUCACAUAGGUAAUCUGAAAACACACAUGAGAACCCAUACAGGGGAAAAGCCUUUUGCCUGUAAAGAAUGUAAAACUAGUUUUAGUGAUUCAUCAAAUCUUAAAAAACACAUGAGAACUCACACAGGAGAGAAGCCUUUUUCCUGUGAGGAAUGUAAUAGAAGUUUUAGUGAGAAAUAUGAUCUCAAAAAACACAUGAGAACUCACAAAGGAGAGAGGCCUUUUUCUUGUGAAGAAUGUGACAAAAGUUUUAGUCACAUAUCUAGUCUGAAAGCACAUAUGAGAAGUCAUACAGGCGAGAAGCCUUUUUCUUGUGAAGAAUGUAAUAAAAGUUUUAGACAUAUAUCUCAUCUCUAUGCACACAUGAGAACUCACACAGGAGAGAAUCAUUUCCCUUGUAAACUGUGAUAUACGUUUUGGUUAGGGUUUGACCCUAAUCUGCUAUUUAACCCCAAAUUCUUACAAAGGUUCUUCUGAGCCUUUAAAGGGUCUCAGUCUGAGUCAGUAGAAAGUAGAUUCUAAAGCACCUUGUGUUCCCCUUUGAGGGCAAGCUGUGUGGGGAUUUCAAUUUCACUUCAAUUCCACCAGGAUGUGACAGUUUCUUUCCCUUAUAAAGUUACCCAAGUCUACUUCAGGGACCAUGACAUUACUGUGCUUGAUCAACCAGUCAAUUGAAGCUGGAGCAUCAGACUAUUGAACCAAAAUGGCGGAUGCUGGCGCACACUGACUGCCGCUCCUAAUCUGAAUUGAACUGUUUUGCUGGAUCUAAGUCUUUUACCACUCUUUGGCAGCCUACUUUGUGGAAAAUUAAGAAACUUUUCAUAGUUUUGUCUAAGCAUUUGUCAAAACUUGCAAUGUCUAAGCUUCUGAUCUCAGCUCGACUCACCUUUUAUAGCCCUCCCGCUUUUCCCUUCGUGGAUUGGGACACUCCCUCACUGAUGCCAUCUGCACGCCUCAACCCGUAUGGAUUGUGUUUCCUGGGAUCAAUCCAUUCCAGUGUACACAGCCCAGGGCAAUAUCUUCGUGCCUGGCCGGUUAACCUGCUCCUAACUUCAGUGAGUUAGCUUCAGAAAAUUUGCUUCCUUAGCCAUCCUUCCCCUGACCCUCUUGGACUUUACGGCUGCUAUGCCUCCUUCGCUGGGGAUUUAUCCUGCUGUCUCACUUCUCUUUAUCUGGGCAACUUCUCCACAGACUGUCGUUAUUUUAUAAGGUCUGGUUAAUCCACCCUCUUCCAUAGCUAGCGCCAGCCCAGUGCUAGCUCCAGCCGCCAGAACAUGUUUCUGCAGCCAUACCUCUGCUCUCUGUUGGAAACAGUGCCAACCGCUUCUCGUGAAACUGUUCCAUAUUGCUGUCCUCGACACAGCGGGUCUUCCAAUUUAGCAUCCCCAAACAAUAUGCUAUCUCUCUGCUCAUGUCAGAUUUCUUCAGUAUGCCACCACAACAAAAGGCAAAGGAAUCUGCGUUCUCUACCUCACCACUCUCAGCCAAUCACAAAGCAGCGUUCUGUCAAUGUGUCUUCUCAACUCCCGCCGUCUCAACAAAAAAAGCUGUCAUCUUAAAUGAAUUUAUCAAAGACUUAUCGCUGGACUUAUCGCAACUUAUCGCUAAGUUUAAUUUUCAAAUGAAUGACUCACGCUCUAAAUCUCCUUCAGAUUUCUUAGGUUUACUGCAGUCUUUCAACAUCAUUCAAGAUGUCGAUUUCUCCACUCAUUUCCAUGGUCACAUCUUAGAACUCAUCCGCAAAACUGCAAUCUCAGUUCAUAAUCUUUCCAGUCAAAACCUUCAUUCAUUUGACAACCUAGCCAUAAGUCUGGACAUUGAAUUUCCUCUGCCUUCACCCAAAAUCAAGUGCAAGAUAACCUUUCACACCCUCAAAUCUGUCUCUCCUGUUUCAUUGUCAGCCUCCCUUGCUGCAAAAAUGUCCGUCUCUUGUUCCCCUCUGUCUAAGAACCCUACUGAACAUGUACUUCUUUAGUUUAGAAAUGUUUGCUCACAUCUAAAUGGUUUCAUUUUCUAUUCUAAGUAAAGAGGUUUUUCUGCUUCUGUGGGCGGAUUUUCAAAAUAAGUAAGCAAAGUAAGACGUGCUUUCUAGUUGUUUAUUGAGAAUUCGUGUAUUUACUAUUAAAAUGUGGGAUUAAUGUUUUUAUUUUUGAUGGUUCUUUAUUAAAGGUUUUCUUUUGUUUUA
This is a messenger RNA of Oryzias latipes (Japanese medaka), 3582 nucleotides long. RefSeq lists its product as uncharacterized. Gene Ontology annotation, biological process: regulation of transcription by RNA polymerase II. NCBI's taxonomy places the organism in Eukaryota, Metazoa, Chordata, Actinopteri, Beloniformes, Adrianichthyidae. Gene Ontology annotation, molecular function: RNA polymerase II cis-regulatory region sequence-specific DNA binding; DNA-binding transcription factor activity, RNA polymerase II-specific. The record is from RefSeq and is a predicted model, not a curated record.